This is a messenger RNA of Vicugna pacos (alpaca), 655 nucleotides long. RefSeq names its product coiled-coil-helix-coiled-coil-helix domain containing 5 (gene CHCHD5). Gene Ontology annotation, cellular component: mitochondrial intermembrane space. The record is from RefSeq and is a predicted model, not a curated record. Gene Ontology annotation, biological process: cellular respiration. NCBI's taxonomy places the organism in Eukaryota, Metazoa, Chordata, Mammalia, Artiodactyla, Camelidae.
GGUCGGGGCCGGAAGGACGGGUAGGGCGCCGCCAUGACAGGCCGGGCGUGUACGGAACGGACCAGCUGUCCGUUCCGCGACAAGAAAAAACGAGGCAAAGAGGGCUGGGCGCCGCCAUGACAACUUGAUACCGGAAAAGGCGGGGCGCGCCCUCCUCAUUGAUCCUCCUCCAGCAUCGGCCUCAAGAUGCAGGCAGCCCUGGAGAUCACUGCUCGCUACUGCAGCCGAGAGCUGGAGCAGUAUGGCCAGUGUGUGGCGGCCAAGCCUGAGUCAUGGCAGCGGGACUGUCACCACCUUAAGAUGAGCAUUGCUCAGUGCACGUCCUCCCACCCAAUCAUCCGCCAGAUCCGCCAGGCCUGCGCGGAGCCUUUUGAGGCCUUUGAGGAGUGUCUUCGGCAGAACGAGGCCGCCGUGGGCAACUGUGCUGAGCAUGUGCGCCGCUUCCUGCAGUGCGCUGAGCAGGUGCAGCCAACACACCCGCCCUCCACCGUGGAGGCACAGCCGCUUCCUGCCUCCUGAGGACUCUUUGGACCGUAGGAAAACUGGACAUGAGUGACUGGCCACUUGAUGCCUCAGACCUGAAGCAUGGCCAGAUGGGGACCUGAGGGCUUCCCUGGACAUCAAGACUCACAAUAAAUGACGACUGUGUACCAGG